AUGUCAGCAAGUCGCCGCGUUGCACUCGUUUUUUAUUUUUCGAAAAUAAUUGUGAGCGUAGCAGUUGUUUUGUUUAUUUUUCGAGAAAAACUGUAGUUUGAGUGUGAAGUGAUAAUGAUACUGAGAUUAUUAUUGUGUUUUGUGUGUGUGCCUGGUUUUAGUGCGGCGUUAAUAACAAAAGAGAUCUGUAUAAAAUGCGUACCCAUCAAAGACUGCCUGGUGUUCGGGAACCUGACCAAGGUAGAACAAAAGCGGUGGACGGCUGACUUCUCGUGUACUCUUCCCAAGCUGGAUACGGAAGUCGACUUUGGGUUAGCACCUUACGCUAGAGGACAAUAUAUAUGCUGCCCUCACACAAACGCCGUCAACUUCGCAAAAAGCCAUGCUCCGCAAAUCAGUACAAAACACCCAAGAUCUCUUGACAAGUACGAUUCAACGCCAAACCCCGUCGAAUAUGAAAGUCAAAGACAGACCGAGAAUGUAUGGAUGAAUCAAGACCAACAGAAUGACAAUGAGAAAGAAUACGACAGCCAACGCAUGCCAUCUUGGCAGCAAGGGCCGUUUGAUUCAGGUUUUUUUAAUAGACCUAACAGGCCUAUGCAGAGUAUGUUUGGUAGCAAUCCGUUUCAAAACCCUUAUUUUAUGGGUAAGCCGAGGACGCAACCGAGUCAGAGAGGGCCGAGUAGGCGCACAGGCGGAUCUGGCCAGAGUUCGGGCGGAUUCGGGCAGAAUUCUGGUGGAUUCGGACAAAAUUCUGGUGGAUUCGGACAAAAUUCUGGUGGAUUCGGGAAAAAUUCACCUGGAUUCGGACAAAACUCGGGUGGAAACGGUCAAUGCUCGGGUUUGACAAGUUUUCCGCCGGAGCCGAAUAAGGGCUGCUGCGGACGGGAUGUGUCUGAUGCUGACAGGAUCAUAGGUGGAAAGACAACGGAGAUCGACCAAUUUCCAUGGACGGUGUUGCUCAAUUCGAAAUUCACAAAUGGAAGAACCACGGCCGAGUUCAGCUGCGGCGGAUCCUUGAUCAGUGCACGAUAUGUGCUCACUGCCGCACACUGUCUGUACGACGAAACCUCCCGACUGUCCGAUGUCGAAAUAUACCUAGCGGAAUACGACAAGCGCACGUUCCCUCGCGACUGCAUGAUCAGCCCUGGUGAAGGUCGAAGGUGCAUCGAGAACAUUGCCAUGCGAGCUGAGGACGUGGUGCUGCACCCUCAGUACGAUGACACGAGGUUGCAGAACGACAUAGCCCUGAUACGGCUCCGAGGGACCGCACCUUAUACAGAUUACAUUCGCCCAAUCUGCCUGCCUCUAAUCAACGUCGACAGCCCCGACUUCUCCAACCUGCCCCUAUCAGUCGCUGGCUGGGGCCGAAACGGGCGCUAUCAAUCCGACAUCAAGCAAUCCACCGUCGUCAACCUAGUGCCUCAAGGAGAGUGUAAGAGGCACUAUCCGCACCUGACGCGCCGCCAUCUUUGUGCUGCGGGACACACGGGGGAGGACACGUGCAAGGGCGACUCGGGAGGGCCUCUCAUGAUGUUGCACAGAGGGAAGUACUUCGUGGCGGGGAUCGUGAGCGGGAAGAGGGCGGAUUCACCUUGCGGCUCGCAGGUGCCGUCGUUGUAUACUAAUGUUUAUAACUAUUUAGAUUGGAUUAGGGCUAACAUCCGGAAUUAGACAGUUAACAAGUAUAUAUUUGAUAUUUUAAGAACUUAACCGUUGUCAAUAAGAAAAAACUAUAUGAUACUAAACU
This is a messenger RNA of Cydia amplana, 1750 nucleotides long. RefSeq names its product serine protease easter-like. Gene Ontology annotation, biological process: proteolysis. Gene Ontology annotation, molecular function: serine-type endopeptidase activity. The transcript has 6 exons. The record is from RefSeq and is a predicted model, not a curated record. Lineage: Eukaryota; Metazoa; Arthropoda; Insecta; Lepidoptera; Tortricidae. The coding region runs from base 115 to 1674 and encodes 519 amino acids.